AUGCAGCCUCGGACACAGCCCUUAGCCCAGACCCUACCCUUCUCCCUCGGAGGGGCCCUACGAGACACUGGGCUCCGGGUGCCUGUCAUGAAGAUGGGCACAGGGUGGGAGGGCCUGCAGCGGACCCUGAAGGAAAUCGCCUACAUCCUCCUCUGCUGUUGGUGUAUCAAGGAGCUGCUGGACUAA
Choloepus didactylus (southern two-toed sloth) is the source of this 186-nucleotide messenger RNA. RefSeq names its product lens epithelial protein (gene LENEP). The record is from RefSeq and is a predicted model, not a curated record. Gene Ontology annotation, biological process: multicellular organism development. The coding region runs from base 1 to 186 and encodes 61 amino acids. The transcript has a single exon. NCBI's taxonomy places the organism in Eukaryota, Metazoa, Chordata, Mammalia, Pilosa, Megalonychidae.